CUUUGAGAUCCUUGGAUGAAAGACGCUCUAGAACGGCAAAGUGUUACUAAAAAAGAGGGAGUGAUCCUGCCUUUGGUCUCGGGAAGGCAGAGCUGGGUUCGGCACCAGCACACAGAUCCCCGUGGGCGGGCGCUGAUCCUAGGCAGAGUUCCCAUAACCUAGUUCUUCCGCAGCUCAGUCCUGGCAAGGGAAGGUCAGAAUAUGGGGCCUGAGAUUUUAGCCAGAACAGAGUCAGCACCAGGCCUUAAGGCCGCCCCGUGCCGCUGAACUUCGUGAUGUUCUGGGUCUGGAUCCAGAUCCCAGUUCCGGUCCCUUCCUAGCUGCCCGUCCCCCAGGCUGGUCCUGCCGUGGAGGCCCUGCUGAGCUACAGUGAGGAAGAGGGGCUGGGAUGGAGGCGUGUCUGCCCCACCGUCUCUCUGCCAGGCUGAACAGACCCUAGGGAAGCUGCCGUCUUGCCCCGCCCAGCGAGGGAGCUAGGAUGCGAGCAUCCCCAGACACAGGCUCAGGCAGCCUCCGUGUUGCUAGGUAACCGGGCCAGAGGAUUUUGCGAUGCCAGUCACGCUGCUGAAGUUCCCACCCCUCCCUCAGGGCCGCGGCGCUGCCUGCGAAGGGGUCUCCUCAUUCAGCGCUCUCCUCCGGGAUGGUCAGGCAGGUACCAGGGCCAGAUGCCAGGAGGGAGUCCCAGUUUGGGGCCUGCCAGACUGACCCAGGCGAGCCCCCGUCGCUUGCCCCCUGAGCCGACACCAUGAUCUCCACGAAAGAGAAGUCCAAGGCCCCCAAGGAUAGCAUGACGCUCCUUCCGUGCUUCUACUUUGUGGAGCUCCCGAUCGUGGCUUCCUCCAUCGUGACGCUGUAUUUCCUGGAGCUGACCGACCUCUUCAAGCCAGCCAAGGUGGGUUUCCAGUGCUACGACCGGGCCCUGUCCAUGCCUUACGUGGAGACCAAUGAGGAGAUGAUUCCUCUGCUGAUGCUUCUCAGCCUGGCCUUCGCUGCUCCUGCCGCCUCGAUCAUGGUCGGGGAAGGCAUCAUCUACUGCCUGCAGUCCAAGCUGAAGGGGCGCAGUGGGUCGGAGGGGAGCAUCAACGCCGGCGGUUGCAACUUCAACUCCUUCCUGCGCAGGACUGUAAGGUUUGUGGGGGUCCACGUGUUCGGACUCUGUGCCACCGCCCUGGUGACGGACGUGAUCCAGCUGGCCACUGGCUACCACGCCCCCUUUUUCCUGACCGUCUGCAAGCCCAACUACACGCUGCUGGGGAUCUCCUGCGACUCCAACCCUUACAUCACCCAGGACAUCUGCUCGGGCCAGGACCAGAAUGCGAUUCUCUCUGCCAGGAAGACUUUCCCGUCCCAGCAUGCAACGCUCUCAGCCUUCGCCGCUGUCUACGUGUCGAUGUAUUUCAACUCCAUCAUCUCGGACAGCACCAAACUCCUGAAGCCCAUCCUGGUCUUCGCCUUCGCCAUCGCCGCCGGCGUCUGCGGCUUGACCCAGAUCACCCAGUACCGCAGCCACCCUAUCGACGUCUACGUGGGCUUCCUCAUCGGCUCCGGGAUCGCGGCCUACCUGGCAUACCACGCGGUGGGCAACUUCCAAGCGCCAACCGAGAGGGCCCCGGCCAACCCCCCCACCAAGGACGCCCUGCGGGCCCUGACUCAGCGGGGCCACGACUCGGUGUACCACCAGAAUAAGUCGGUCAGCACGGACGAGCUCAACCCCCAGACCCGGCUGGACGGGGUGAACCGCCAGGUCCAGCGGGAGAAGAACUCCCUGGGCAGCCUGAAACGGGCCAGCGUGGACGUGGACCUGCUGGCCCCCCGCAGCCCCAUGGGCAAGGAGAACAUGGUCACCUUCAGCAACACCCUGCCCCGGGUCAACACCCCCUCCAUGGACGACCCCGCCCGGCGCCACAUGACCAUCCACGUCCCCGUGGACGCCUCCCGCUCCAAGCAGCUCAUCACCGAGUGGAAGCAGAAAUCCCUGGAGGGCCGGAGCAUGACGCUGGCCGAGGAGGCCAGCGGGCACGCGAGGGCUGGCUCAGACUCGGUGGGCGCGGAUGAAGAGGAGCACGUCCCCCCCUCACUCUACCCGACGGUGCAGGCCCGCACGGCUGAGCGGGCCGCCAUGGGGCCCCGGGUUCUCAUCCAGCCCCGGCCGGGGGCAUCCCAGCUGGUUCACAUCCCCGAGGAGAGCCAAGGCACUGCCAACAUCUCGCCCAACAGCAGCUCAGCCGUGCGGGCCAAGUGGAUGAUGAUGGCGGAGAAGGGGGCGGGCCAGCGGGUGGCCAACCCGCCUCGGCUCAUGCAGGUCAUCGCCAUGUCCAAACAGCAGGGCCUGGUGUCCGUCACCCCCAAGCACUCGGAGACCUCCUUGUCCUCCACCAGCUCCGACUCCUCCCAGUACCGCUCGCCGUCAGAGCGGGACAGCUCCAGCAUCGUCACCAUCGACGCCCACGCCCCGCACCACCCCGUGGUGCACCUCUCCUCCGGCAACGGGCCCUGGGAGUGGAAGGUGGCCCAGAAAGGCUCAGACGGGCAGGACGCCUACGAGCUGAACGAGAUGGGCAAGGAUUACCGGGGCUUCCGGCCCACCAGGAGCGCCGGCGUCUCCCCGGGCUCCUCCGUCAGCGACAUCGAGCAGGACGAGCCGCGCUACGGCAGCGUGGCCACCAUCAACGUGGCGCCGGGAGGGAGCGGGGUGGCGGAGCGGGGCGAGGGCAUCCCGGAGAAUGUGCUAGGCCCCGCCAGCCGGGAGUCCACCCUGCGGAGGAAGCCCACCGGCCUGACGGUCAGCGAGAAGGACGGACACACGGACAACGAGGCAGAAAACUACUACAAGAAAAUCCAAGCCAACCGGAGAUUUAAGGAGUAAUUCCCUCCCCCUCCCCCCCCCGGCUUCCACCCCACCCUGCCCCGACCCAGGGCAGCUGUCCAGAGCGGGGAACCUGCCUUCGUGGGUGUCUCCACUGCUGAACGACACAAUCAGCCCGCUUCGUGUGCUGCUGCUUUGGGACGAGGCCAGGACCGGGGUGGGGCGAGCAUCCGUCUUUGGGGGGCCUCCGGGGAUUUAUAUACAGCAGCCUCAAAGCGGAGCAGCACGUGGAGAAGAUGGUGCGAGCGCCGGAUGGGAGGGGUGGACUAGAAGAGGCAGGGACGGCAGAGUUCUUCUCCAGGGUGUUAAAACAACCAGCCCUCCGCGGGACUCCAAAUGUCCAACCAGGGGAGGAAUUUUCCAUGUUUAUUUAUUUGUUAACCAGGUGCUGACGGGUCCCGGGAGGGUUUGAGUUUGUUCGGCUGUUGCGAUGGUGGGGUGGGAGAGAAUGAAUUACCUUGAAAAGGCGGAAUCCAGGAGUCCUGGGCUCCAGCCUUGCCUGUGGAUUUAUUUGCCUCGCUCGCCGGGAGCUGGCAGCCAACGGAUCCAGUCGCCAGCGUCCUGUGUCAUGUCCUGCUCCGUCUGUUUUAUUUGCAGGGGUGCACGUCCGACCACCGACUGAACUCUGGACACUGUCGGACUCUGUAAAUAGCUCCCUGACUGACGCGCGGGGCGUGCGCGGUGGGGAAGGGGCAUUAGCCGGGGCUCAAAGGCUUUUCACUGGCUGCCUGGAGAUUUUUCAGGGGCCCUUUGUUCAGGCGUCAGUGCCAGCCUGGCCACUCCUUGCCCUCUGUGCUGAGUCUCACAGAGAUCCCUCGGGACAGUUGAAGCUCACCCCAUGUACUGCCCGUGGGCGGUAAGAAGAGGCUGACGGACAAAGCUUUCCGGGGGGGGCACUUGCCUUAGCCGCCCAUCGGCCGAGGACACUGAUAAAUAACCCUCCGUGCUUUGCUACCAGGCCGUUCAGUCCUGCUGCCGCUUUACCGCCCCGUCCUGGCACAAGUGUGGUGCAGGGCACGGGCGUCCCAGGCGGGAUCCUGGCUUUGGAAGAGCGCCCAGGCUUGGGAUGGGGGCAACCUGAUUGCGCCGAUUUAAUUGUCUCUCUCGUCUCGCCGUCCCUGGGGUGAGACAGCGAUCAGAGCCGCCAACGCGUGGGGGGAGGGAGGAGCAGGGGGCUUUCGCACCAGCCUUGUGAUUUGAGCUGGUGGGAUUUUUAUUUAUUUAUUUUUUAAAUAGCGCGGGAAAGUUUGAGGACGUCUUCGUGAUGCUUUUGUCGUUGUCGUUUGCCCCCCCCCAUGAAAAAUGGCCCCCGGUUCCCAUCGAACCCAAUCCACAGCCAAGCUGGCCGCCCCUUACUCGCCGUGGGCCUGAUCCCAAGCCUAGUGACAUCUGACUUCAGUGGGCUUGGCAGCAGGGCCCCUGUGUGGCCCAGGCAGGAGACGGCGAUGGGACAGGGGAAGGCGAAGGGACAGGAAAUGGAUGUUGUCCCCCGUCACCCCCGGCUCUAGCCAGCAGCUGUGUGAGACCCUGUGGCCUUUACUUAGCCUUUGGGCUAGCUGGUCAGGAGCCGUGGGAGGGCUGUGAGCUGGAAGGCAGGUGGGGGAAUGGGAGGCAUGUGUAUGGGGGUGGAGGGUGAGGGGUUGCAUAAGGGGGAAAUACACUCUCUAGAGAGAUGGGGGGUCCUAGCUGGGCUCUGUGCCACAGGGGAGGAGGGUGCGGGGAGCUAACGCUGGGGGGACGGGGAAUUGCACAGUGGACUAACAGGCCUCGAUUCCUUACAUUGCCCAAUGCUACCGGUGCAAUUAGAAGGGUUCCUCUGAUCCUGCAGUGCUUUUCCAUUUCUCAUGGGCAGCCACGUUUCUGGCUGGCGGGGGAACUUCUCGGGAGAGCCGUGAGGAUGGAGCCCAGCCUGGUCCCCCGGCAGCGGCCAAGACAGGGCGCGUCCCCCCCUUUGAGGGAGCUUCGUGGCUGCUGGAGCUUGGGGCGGGGAGUUACAGGUGUCAUGGUAGGAAAGUAAGCCAGUCCCCAAACUGUAAAUGCAUCUGUCUGGCGAUGGCUGAACCUGCUGUGUUUGUAAGGAAAUAAAUGAAUGAACCUG
Malaclemys terrapin pileata is the source of this 4964-nucleotide messenger RNA. RefSeq names its product phospholipid phosphatase related 3 (gene PLPPR3). Bases 746 to 2866 code for a protein of 706 amino acids. Gene Ontology annotation, molecular function: phosphatidate phosphatase activity. The record is from RefSeq and is a predicted model, not a curated record. Gene Ontology annotation, biological process: phospholipid dephosphorylation; signal transduction; phospholipid metabolic process. The transcript is spliced from 8 exons. NCBI's taxonomy places the organism in Eukaryota, Metazoa, Chordata, Testudines, Emydidae.